CUCUUGUUGAAUGUAAAGGGGUGUUCGGUAGGCAGUGGGUGGAACCUACUAUCAUGACUACAGCAGUCUCGUAUCCAAUGUUUGGCUUGACAUAGGUCUUUUUCUUUUGGCAACUCAACUUUCAACUUUUGGGGAAAGUCGUGAGGGUGAACAAAGAGGCUGGCGAUAGGACCUCAUCAUGGCGCAAAGGAUGUUCCAUGAAAGUGGGCAAGAUGGCAGGUCAGUUCUGGGAAUGGUAGCAGUACAGGUGGAAAAGGACCCCAAGACAGGUGCCACUGUUGUCCGAUCGGUGGCACCUGUGUCCACAGAAACCAGUGCUACCCUGGCUACGACUGUCUUUGACGACGGCAGGAAAAGCAUCCAUGCAGUCGCCGGGUCAGGCUGUCAACCCUCAACAGAAGAGCUCGGGCAGAUUUUGAGUGCAGUGGACGGGGUUGGAAUGAGAGUGAUGCUAGAUGAGGUCACCGUCACCCCAAAUGAAGAAUCUAAAAUGGUUCAUACGGAAGCCAACAGAAUUCCCGUGGGAGGACUGCAGGGACAACACAACUCCAGAACCCCGAAGUCCGACGCUAAAGUGGAGCUAGACAACACCAUGGUGGUACGAGACGCAACAGGAAAGGAGGUGAAUAUGGAUGAUCGAAAUUUGGAGGAAAACCCGGUCACUCUUGUGUUCCUGGGCUACACCAACGCCACCCAAGAAACGCAGGACAUGCUAACUGCAGAGCGAGUGAUUAUCACUGACGACGGCGAUGAACACAUGCUGAGACCGCAGUCAACAUUACACGGUGGAACAGAUCAAGAGUUGCAGGGAAAAGAAGGUGAAAUGCAGCAGAACAUUCCCCUCAAGGAAAAACCUCAAACAGCCCAAUCCCAGGAAGACAAUCUCGAUAAGGAAUCAUCUUCCACUGACGCUAAAGAAGGAAAAUCCCAGUCGAAGCGCAAGACUUGUCAGUGUUGUUCAGUCAUGUAAGGAGUUGACGUCAUUUGAUAAUAAUCGUGCUCAGCGGUCCGUCAAGAAUGUAUCACGCCUUUCACCCAAAGCCACGUGGGAUCGGCUCCAGGUGACUCAUAACAGGUGAUGGAACAAUGACUAAAUGAAGGAAAAGGUACAUGUUCCUACCAAUGAACCACUUUAAGAGCCAGCCAUUACCCAACAAAGAAAUGUGUUUUGGAGCACAACUGUAAAUAUACACCUAAAAGCUGAUGGAUAUUGUAUCAGCUGACUUCCUUCAAGACAGCUAACAAGCAUAACAAGGCUAUUUUGUUUCCCAAAAUACAAAAGAAACAAAUGUCUAGGUUGGCUCUCAAGAGGAUACACACUAUGAAGGACCGCAGCCCGUUUUAGACUUCCCACCUUUUGACUCUGACUGGUGCUACUGGUGCUACUGGUGCUAUGCUGUAAGUCAGCAAACGGGAACAGGCAGCUUCUCAACAGCUCUCUCAUGAAAACCACUUCCUCCCCCUAGAGGAGAAAGGCAAGCAAUUCAACAUGCACUCCUCCGCCUGUUUAUCUCAGGAUAUUUUUGUGCUUCUUUUAACCCUCUAAAAAUGUUUUAUAUGUUUUGUAUGUAAUAAUGAUAGUAUAUAUGGGUGGGACUGGACAUUUUUUUGCAUGGAUAAAGCAUGUUUCUG
Doryrhamphus excisus (bluestripe pipefish) is the source of this 1632-nucleotide messenger RNA. RefSeq lists its product as uncharacterized. Gene Ontology annotation, biological process: regulation of cell shape. Gene Ontology annotation, cellular component: membrane. Lineage: Eukaryota; Metazoa; Chordata; Actinopteri; Syngnathiformes; Syngnathidae. The record is from RefSeq and is a predicted model, not a curated record.